CUUAACAAAUUAAAUACUGAUUUAUAAAAUAAAACAUAACUUAUAUAUGAACCUAAAAUAUAUAAUGACAUAUCAUGUAAUUAGUCUAGUAAUCUAAGUCUUUUUAAAACAAUUAGCUGAAGAUGAAUGUGAGAUUCACAUAUGAGUAUAAUGACACCACCGUAAAUACUUAUAAAAAUAAAGAUGCUAUUUAAAAAUACUUCUCAAUUAAUAUAUAAGAGAUAAGUAACAUUAGUUAAGAAAAAUGAUAAUUAAUAACUUAAUUUACUUUUUUUGUGUGUUUCCGUUAAGAUAAUAAGACCCAUUCACCUGUUCCCACCACUUUACUAGAAGUAGCUGCUACUAGUCCCUCACUCCCCACGACAGCACUCUCUGAUAACCUUAAUCUCUCUCACUUUCCGGCUCCUUCUUAAGCUUCAUCUCUCUUCUCUCUAGAAGCAGAUGCAGAAGCAGAAUAUGGAUUUAUUAACAUCUCUUGUGUUCCUUCUCCUUCUCUCAUCCAUUUCAUUCUCAGAUACUAGUUCCAUCGGAGUAAACUACGGCCGAAUCUCCGACGAACUCCCAUCAGCAUUCAAAGUAGUCCAGCUCCUAAAAUCCCAAGGAAUCGACCGGGUCAAAAUCUUCGACGCCGACCCGGCCGUUCUCAAAGCCUUAUCCGGAUCUGGAAUCCGGGUCACAGUAGAUCUCCCAAACGAAAUGCUAUUCUCAGCCGCCAAACGCGCUUCCUUCGCCGCUUCAUGGGUCAAACGCAACGUUGCGGCUUAUCAUCCUUCGACGCAGAUCGAAUCAAUCGCCGUAGGAAACGAAGUUUUUGUUGACCCACACAACACGACAAAAUACUUAAUCCCAGCUAUGAGAAACAUUCACACAGCUCUCGUCAGUUACAAGCUCCACUCCUCCAUCAAAAUCUCAUCUCCAUUAGCGUUAAGCGCGCUUCAAAACUCUUACCCAUCUUCCUCCGGUUCAUUUCGAUCGGAAUUAACCGAUCUCGUCAUUAAACCGAUGCUGGAUUUCUUACGCGAAACCGGUUCGAGGCUCAUGAUCAAUGUCUAUCCCUUCUUCGCUUACGAAGGAAACUCCGAUGUGAUUCCUCUCGAUUACGCUUUGCUAAGAGAGAAUCCGGGAAUGGUUGACUCCGGUAACGGAUUGAGAUAUUUCAACCUCUUCGACGCUCAGAUCGACGCCGUUUUCGCAGCGAUGUCGGCUUUAAAAUAUGACGAUCUGGAAAUUAUCGUGACGGAGACUGGCUGGCCGUCUAAAGGAGACGAGAACGAAGUCGGAGCCACCGUGGCAAACGCAGCGUCUUACAACGGGAACUUAAUCCGUCGGAUUUUAACCGGAGGCGGUACACCGCUGCGUCCUAAAGCAGAUCUUACCGUUUAUCUCUUCGCUCUAUUCAACGAGAACAAGAAAUUCGGGCCGACUUCGGAGAGAAACUACGGCCUCUUCUUCCCCGACGAGAAGAAAGUCUACGAGAUUCCUUUCACACAGGAAGGUUUAAAGCAUUAUCGCGACGGUGGUCAUAAUACUCCGGCGACCGGAGAUCGGCGAGUCACGCCUCCGAAUAACGGUGGUGGUGUUUCGAAGAGCUUGACGGGGAGCUUGUGGUGUGUGGCUAAUGGUGAUGCUGGGGAGGAUCGGCUACAGGGAGGUUUAGAUUACGCUUGUGGUGAAGGAGGUGCUGAUUGCCGUCCGAUUCAGCCUGGUGCCACGUGUUAUAGCCCAGAUACGCUUGAGGCGCACGCUUCGUUUGCUUUCAAUAGUUAUUACCAGAAGAAAGGUCGUGCCGGAGGUAGCUGUUACUUCGGCGGCGCCGCUUACGUCGUUAGCCAACCACCGAAGUACGGCGGAAGAUGCGAGUUUCCGACAGGAUACUAAAGGAAGAAGAAAAGAGAAUCCCAGGGAGAAGAUGUGAGUUAGAUUUUAUCUAUAUAUAUAUAUUCGUAUCUUGCUUGUAUUCUGUUUAGCCAGAAGUUUUUUAGUUAAUUUUUGUAACUUCUGAUGACUCUUAAAUGUUAUGUUCUUAAUAUCAACCAAAAAAAUAAUGUUCUUGAUAUUUAAUAAUUUAGGUUAUCAACUUAUUUUUUUUUUGUUAAUAAACAACCAUAAGGGAUAAACUGAAUAAUACAUUCUUCAAAUGAA
Messenger RNA from Thlaspi arvense, 2142 nucleotides. The record is from the annotation of a GenBank genome assembly. NCBI's taxonomy places the organism in Eukaryota, Viridiplantae, Streptophyta, Magnoliopsida, Brassicales, Brassicaceae.